Molecule: messenger RNA, 1668 nt
Organism: Stegodyphus dumicola
Lineage: Eukaryota; Metazoa; Arthropoda; Arachnida; Araneae; Eresidae
Source: RefSeq, a predicted model, not a curated record
AUGUGGACAGAUUCCUUAAUCGCUCUUCAUUGGAUUAAAGGGAAAGCUUCAAAAUGGAAACCUUUUGUAUCGAACCGUGUAUCCGAAAUCCAGUCUAGAACUGAUCCUGCUGAUUGGAAUCACUGUAGUGGGCAGGAUAAUCCUGCAGAUUUCAUAUCUCGAGGAGCUACCGUGGAAAAGUUUAUGUCCAGUUCGAUUUGGAUGCAAGGUCCAGAAUGGCUUCGGUUGAAGAAAAGGGAUUGGCCAAAAGGCUCUAAUUAUGAAAUUUGUCUAGAGAUUUCUCCAGAAGUAUAUUGCGAAAAAAGAAGUAAACUGGAAGAAGUAUCGUCUUUUGUGUGCGAAGUGCAAUCGAAUUUGACACAUUUAAUGGAUUUGAAUAGAUAUAGUAGUUUAAGAAAAUUAUACCGUGUUACAAGUUGGAUACUACGAUUUAUAUACAACCUUAAAUUUAAAACUAAACGAUGUGGUGAACUAAGCACUGAAGAACUUAACGAGGCUGAAAUUAUCUGGACAAAAACUGUUCAAAGUGAAGCUUUUGCGGAAGAGCUGUCCUCUUUGAGACAGGGUAAAACAAUUUCUAAGACUUCCUCUAUUCUAGAACUGAAUCCCUUUCUUAAUAAUGACGGGAUAAUGCAUGUUGGUGGAAGACUUCAGAAGUCAAGACUUUCUUACCUUCAAAGACACCCAAUUAUUAUGCCCUCAAAACAUCACUUUGUGAAUUUAUUAGUGUGGGAUGCACACAGCAAAGUGUUUCACGGUGGAAUUUCUGAAACUUUGAUAGAAAUACGCGAAAGAUACUGGAUAAUUAAAGGAAGACAAACUGUUAAAAAUAUCUUAAGAAAAUGUAUUCUGUGUAAACGAUUUAAUUCUUCUCCUGGUGUGCAAGUUACUGCUCCUUUACCAGUAAAUAGAACAGAAGAAUUACCUCCUUUUUCUGUAGUAGGUAUAGAUUUCGGUGGACCACUUUAUACCAAAGACAGUGAUGAGAAAAACUACAUCGUGUUGUUUACUUGUGGAGUAACGCGAGCUCUUCAUUUAGAGUUUGUUGGUAGCAUGACCACAGAAACAUUUCUUCUUGCUUUUCGACGAUUCAUUGCUCGUCGAGGUCUAUGUUCUCAAGUUUUGACGGACAAUGCCAAAACUUUCAAACGAUCAGAACUUGAACUUAAAAAUUUGUGGACUGUCAUUAGUCAUCCAACAGUAAAAGACUUUUACGCCUCCCACAAAAUCCAAUGGUGCUACAUCGCUGAGAAAGCUGCGUGGUGGGGUGGCUUCUAUGAAAGACUAAUUAAAUCUGUAAAACUUGCUUUACGAAAAACUCUAAGAAAAACUACUUUAUCUCGAGAAGAGUUAGAAACUCUAAUUAUUGAAAUUGAAGGUGUUCUUAACUCUCGUCCUUUAACUUAUGUUUAUUCUGAAUUACAGGAACCUAUGCCUCUAACUCCAGCUCAUAUGCUAUUGGGGCGCAGGGUGAAUAGUAAAAUUACUGAAUUUAAAGUUAAUGAUAUUGUAUUAAUUCAUGAUGAAAAGCUACCUAGACAUUUUUGGAAAUUAGGAAGAGUUGUAACAGUAUUUCCUGGCAGAGAUGGAAAAGUAAGGUCUUGUGAAAUUGUGAAAUUAAAACAGGACUAUUCCAUAUAUGUGAUGAAAGUUUUAAUGUAUGUACAG